Molecule: messenger RNA, 1462 nt
Organism: Chroicocephalus ridibundus (black-headed gull)
Lineage: Eukaryota; Metazoa; Chordata; Aves; Charadriiformes; Laridae
Gene: MRPS27
Product: mitochondrial ribosomal protein S27
Exons: 11
Coding region: 88-1311 (407 amino acids)
Cellular component (GO): mitochondrion
Molecular function (GO): protein binding
Source: RefSeq, a predicted model, not a curated record
GGCCUGCCGACUAAGGCAGCCGGGAGCGGGGCGGGACGCCUGCAGGCCGGCCCGGUGCCGCCCCUCGCUUCCUCCUCCCUCGGCGCCAUGGCCGCCCCCAUGCUCAGGCGAGGCGUGCUCUGGAGCGGGAGGGCCUUCGGCGCCGCGGCAGGUAGAAGAUCUCUUCUUUCUGUGGCCUAUGUGGACAGCACAAAAUGGGAAAAGAGACAAAAAGAGAAGCAUAGCCUGGCUGACUUAGCCCACUUAAUGGACAGAACCUAUGAAAGAAAGCUGCCUGUCAGCUCUUUGACAAUAGCCCGGUUUGUUGACAACAUUUCUUCACGAGAGGAAGUGGAUCAAGCUGAAUAUUACCUUUACAAGUUUCGGCAUAGUCCAAAUUGCUGGUACUUGAGAGACUGGACCAUCCACAGCUGGAUCAGACAGUGCUUAAAACAUGGUGCACAAGACAAAGCUUUAUACACAUUGAAAAACAAGGUUCAGUAUGGAAUUUUCCCAGAUAAUUUUACAUUCAAUAUUUUGUUGGAUUGUUUUAUAAAGCAGAAGAAAUAUGAAGAUGCUAUGUCAGUAGUAACAGAGAUCAUGCUGCAAGAAAGUUUUGAUGAAUUUUCAACACAGCUUCUUUCUCUUUAUGUUUUGUACCAGUAUCUGGCAACCAAAUCUGAACGUACGUGGGAAGAGGAGAGAAAUCUUGGAGCAUCACUCGUGCUUACAGGUCUAAAGCAAACAAACACUGUGGGGUUUAGCUCCCAGCUGUAUGGCUAUGCAUUCCUUGGAAAAGUGGAGUUGAAUAAAGGGCUAAGAGCUGUAUACAAUCUAAUGCCACUCAUGUGGACACCUGGAUACUUGAAUAGAGCCUUGCAAGUGAUGGAGAAUGUGGCUUCAUUGUCAGGGGACAGCAAAAUCUGCAAAGAAGCUAUUGAUGCUCUGGAGACCAUUUUGCGGUCUGUCCUUGAAGCAAAACCUGGUCCAGAAUCGGCUGAAGAAGUCAAGGAAUUAGAGCAGAAGUCACAGGGUGCAGAAUCAGAAGAAACAGAGCAGUCUGAAGCACCCAAGUACUACAGCCGAUUCAAGGAGCUGUACUCUAAGCUGCAUUCACUUGGCAAGGUUGAAUCUGAAAGCUUGUUAACCCUGACCACCCAACUUGUCAAGGAAAAGCUGCCAGCAUGUGAAGUGGAAGACAUUGCAAAACAUGAGCAGAAGCUAAAGGAGUGGGAGCAAGAACAAGCGCUUCUCAUUGAGAGAGAGAGAGAGAUGAGAGAAAAGGCCAAGCAGGAAAUGGAAGCUAGGAAGCUAGCAGAAGCAUCUGCUUAGUACUGGAACUCAAAGACUGCCACAGUGGUAUGCAUUCCUCUGUCAGUGAACCGAAGUGCUCGCCAUUAUUAAUAUUUCACUUCAAUCCUGCUGCAAGUGUGACUGUAUGUGACUGCUAUGUGCAAAUUAAACUUUUACCAUUUUGCCUGUU